Molecule: messenger RNA, 1278 nt
Organism: Humulus lupulus (European hop)
Lineage: Eukaryota; Viridiplantae; Streptophyta; Magnoliopsida; Rosales; Cannabaceae
Product: F-box protein At3g08750-like
Exons: 3
Coding region: 1-1278 (425 amino acids)
Molecular function (GO): protein binding
Source: RefSeq, a predicted model, not a curated record
AUGGCUGAAGCUGUGAAAUUUCACAAUAGCAUCCAACCAUAUCUCCCAGAAGAAAUCAUAGAGAAAAUCCUAUUGAGAUUGCCCCACGAGUCUGUCAUAACAUCCAAACUUGUCUGCAAAUCAUGGUACACAUUCAUCAAAAGUGACUAUUUUGUAUGGAACCACCUUCAUCAUCAUCAUUCUCCUUCACACAACACCACUACUGCUAAAGCAUUAAUCUUGGCACAGUCUCCGAAGAUUGUGUCAAAGUUGUUGAAAUCACUUGUUAUCCCUGUCUCUUGGGACGAUGAUAAUAACGAUGAUCAAAGUGACCACAUUCGAGUUCAUAAUUUAGAAAAACUCAAUGUGAUUCCAUAUCCAAGGCUACUGUUAAAAGGGCUCCAUUGUAAUGGGGUCGUUUGUUUCUCAUCACGCACAAUCGAUCAAAAGAUCAAGAUCGUCUUCUAUAAUCCAACAUUGAGACAAUGCAAGAUUUUGGACAUACCACUUGUGCCCGGGUUUUGGUUUUUGACAGAAGGAUUUGGCCACGACCAAAGAAGAAACCUCUACAAGUAUCUCAGAAUCUUACAAUCUAAAGAUCUUCACAGUCGAACGUGUAGAGUUCUGAUCUGUACUCUGAGCAGUAGUAGCAGCAGUUGGAAAGAGAUUGACUUGGAUACUAAGCUAUAUAGAGAUGAGUCGAUGCCACACAUAUAUGUGCCAGCACUCCAUCCUGAUGGUGUGUACCUUAAGUCUUUUUACUAUUGGCUCACUUGGGCAGACAAAAUCAAUGGAAAAAUUCUCUCAUUUGAUAUGUGGAGUGAGAAAUUUGAUUUGAUAUCACUGCCGUUUGAGACCCAAGAUGAAAAGUAUUCGAUAAGCAGACUCUCAGUGUGGAAAGCAGAAUUUCUUGUACUAUUUAUGAUGAAAAUGGAUACCCUUUCUACUCUUGAAAUGUGGGUUUUGGUUAGUGGCGUUGGAUGGAGGAAGCAUCUUACGAUCGACACGUGUUACCAUGCACAUCCUUUAGGGUUUUGGAGUCAUGAAGAACUCUUGAUAAAAUCUCCAAAUCAACACAUUGUGUCUUAUAACAUUCGAACCAAGAAGACUAGGAAACUUGAUAUUCCUAAGAAAUUAGAAGUGAGCAGCCUUCGAAAAUUCCCUAAGAACCCUAGAAACUCAAAAUAUUGGGUCAGAAAAGUAAAAGCAAGUGCAGAUCAAAACAAUUCAGAGAAAGAGGGAAGGAUCAAGACAGUGAUUAUCGAGGUUCACCACCAAGAUUGGGGCUACAUCCGUUGA